GGCAGAGCGGCAGAGUGGCAGUGGCUUAUUCCCGUUUUGGAUUGCGUGUCCAUCCACUACCCGUCGAGUCGCAAUCCAAGGUCUUACAUAUUGUACCUAGAAUAGGGCGAAAAUCGCAUUCGCAUUCGAUCGAUUUAAUACACUAUAUGACGCCGUUGUAGUCUAGCGUUUAUAUUAUUUAUUUCCUUCUUCUUUUGCUUUCUAUCGUUUGUAUUUUCUUACAUACCUGCAUAGGUACUUGAACAUACCUAAUAUAUAAUUCUUCGUUGACGAAGCAUAUCAUAUAUCAUAUCAUAUCAUAUUAAUAUAUAUACAUACCUCUACAUACACUCAUUUACAUACUUCUCUUCCCCAACCUUUAAACUCUCUCCUGACUCGCCAAAGCUACAUGUAAGUCACGCACUUAAAUACAAUAGCUAGCAGCCACAACCCUGGAUACCUCGUAACCUUAUUAUUGGGGGACUCGCGCCGGUUGCCGUCCAAGGUUCCUAUCGAUUAUCCGUCCCCGAAACCUUGAAUCCCUGAAGUCGUUUUGGCCGUCGCGCGAAGAAUAUACACGCAAUGUCCUCCACCAACAUCGAGAUCAAUGGUGGCCACGAUCAUAUCCUACGUCCACGACCGCGGAAACCUCAACAUGCUCAAGUUGCCGAGCUCGCUAAAGAACAUAGCGGUGUUGCUGCUGAUGGAAAUGGAAAUGGAUACCUCGAGGCGCCCGUAGAGGACACUGGGUCAGGAAUGACAAGUGGCCGUUCGACUCCUGUCCCCGAAAAUGCUCCCGCGUCGACAAAAGCUCUGUCUAGUGCACGGAAACAAGUGCGAGCGGAACAGCGACGUCGUAUCUUCCCAACCACCGAAUUCGCCUCGCGCGUCUCUCACUUCGAUCCCGAAUCCGACUAUCGCGACUUUCAUGGCUUCUUCAACUUAUUCUGGAUUGGCCUGGCUAUCAUGGGAAUCACUACCAUGUUGCGCAACUAUAAGGAUACUGGAUACCCUUUGCGCGUUCAGAUAUGGACUCUUUUCACCGUCAAGCUGUCCCAUCUAGCCGUCGCCGAUUUCUCUAUGGUUGCUAGCACCGCCGUUAGCUUCUCUCUGCAUAAACUAUUCAGGAGUAGCCAGGGACCAUUGAGGUGGAAUAAGGGUGGAAGAGCUAUCCAAAGCAUAUAUCAGGUUGUGUGGCUUGCAUUUUGGAUCGCCAUACCCUUUAUUCUCAAUUGGACUUGGACAUCCCAAGUAUUUUUCCUGCUACACACCAUGGUUCUGCUCAUGAAAAUGCAUUCCUAUGCCUUCUAUAACGGCCAUCUUUCAGAAACGGAAAAGAGAUUGCGCGCUCUCGAUGAACCUCACAGCGCUUCCAAGGCCCCAGCGUACGCUUAUCCUUCGGUUGAUAAUCCCAUGGGGGAAUUAGUGCACGAGGAAAUGAAGGUUGAUAGCGAUGACGAGGAUGAGAGUCUAUCGCAGUUGCGCGAGGAUUUGGCUCGCGAGUUGACGAGCCCCAUUGGCAACGUGACAUACCCGCGGAACCUAUCGUGGCCAAACUACGCCGACUACCUUCUCUGCCCGACGCUGUGCUACGAGCUCGAGUACCCGCGCAAGGAGUCCAUCAACUGGACUUCACUUAUAGCCAAGGUAGUCGCCACCUUUGGUUGUAUAUUCCUGUUGACUAUCAUCUCGGAAGAGUUUAUCUUGCCUGUGCUGCAAGAAUCUACAAUCCGACUGGAAAACAGCUCUUCUGUAGCCGAGACGUUGCUCAUCCUCGCCGAGAACAUCUCGUGGCUUCUGUUCCCCUUUAUGUUGACUUUCCUGCUAGUGUUUCUCGUCAUCUUUGAGUACGUUCUAGGUGCCUUUGCCGAGAUCACCAAGUUCGCGGACCGUCACUUCUAUAGCGACUGGUGGAACAGUACCGACUGGAUGGAGUUCAGCCGUGAGUGGAACGUACCGGUGUACUCGUUUCUACGGCGCCAUGUAUAUGCGACGUCGAAGCCCACCAUCGGCCGUAGUAACGCGACAGUCAUUACGUUUCUAAUCUCAGCUAUCGGUCACGAAAUCGUCAUGGCAUGCAUCACCAAGAAGCUUCGUGGCUACGGGUUUAUUUGUCAGAUGUUGCAGUUACCGAUUGUUAUACUGCAGCGAACAAAGUGGGUACGCGCCCAUAAGACGGCGAAUAAUGUACUUUUCUGGUGUAGUAUGAUCAUGGGCUUGAGCUUGAUAUGCUCACUCUACGUACUUGUUUAAUUAGAAUCAGCAGGUAGACGGUUUAAGUAUAAAAGGGAAGAAAAACCCAAAGGUUAAAAAAAAAAUAAAGGGUGUGGAAUCUGUCGCAUAAACUAUACUACAACAAGCACUCAACCACUCAGACACACCGCCCAAAUCAUACCUAUCACUAAGGUCAUAUGUACUAUUAUACCAUCGGUCGAUUUCUGCAUGUUAUUUCGGAUAUACCCCUACUCUCAUAUUUGUUAUCGAUAGGCCUGGCAUAACAUACCUCAGCAUGUAUAUUAGCAUGUAUAUUACGUUGAUUUAUUUUUCUGGGUUGUAGUUUAACAGUGAAAAUUCAAGAAACAAGUGAGCAUCAUUGGUUUGCAUAUUAGGUUUAGC
This is a messenger RNA of Daldinia vernicosa, 2595 nucleotides long. Its product is annotated as MBOAT, membrane-bound O-acyltransferase family-domain-containing protein. Gene Ontology annotation, cellular component: endoplasmic reticulum membrane. Gene Ontology annotation, molecular function: ergosterol O-acyltransferase activity. Gene Ontology annotation, biological process: ergosterol metabolic process. The coding region runs from base 562 to 2232 and encodes 556 amino acids. The record is from RefSeq and is a predicted model, not a curated record. The transcript has 3 exons. NCBI's taxonomy places the organism in Eukaryota, Fungi, Ascomycota, Sordariomycetes, Xylariales, Hypoxylaceae.